Messenger RNA from Drosophila bipectinata, 1912 nucleotides. RefSeq names its product odorant receptor co-receptor (gene Orco). Gene Ontology annotation, cellular component: plasma membrane. The record is from RefSeq and is a predicted model, not a curated record. Gene Ontology annotation, molecular function: olfactory receptor activity; odorant binding. Lineage: Eukaryota; Metazoa; Arthropoda; Insecta; Diptera; Drosophilidae. Gene Ontology annotation, biological process: sensory perception of smell; detection of chemical stimulus involved in sensory perception of smell.
UUCUCGGGUUUAAACAAAAAAAAUAAAAUUGUUUAACUAUUUGGCAAAGCCUUAGUGAAAAAAUGUUUGCCUGAAAAGUGCACAAAGAUUGCACUUAAAUCUAGAUCUCCCAUAAAUAAACUGGAUUAAACUCAUUAUCGUUUUAAAAGUCAAUCGCCAGAAUGACAACGUCAAUGCAGCCGAGCAAGUAUACGGGCCUGGUGGCCGAUCUGAUGCCCAAUAUAAAGGCCAUGAAGUACUCGGGCCUGUUCAUGCACAACUUCACAGGAGGCAGUGCCUUUGUUAAGAAGGUGUACUCCUCGGUGCACCUCGUCCUGCUCCUCCUGCAGUUCGUCUUCAUCCUUGUCAACAUGGCCCUCAAUGCCGAGGAGGUGAACGAGCUGUCGGGUAACACGAUAACCACCUUGUUCUUCACCCACUGCAUCACCAAGUUCAUCUACCUGGCUGUCAAUCAGAAGAACUUUUACAGGACCCUGAAUAUAUGGAAUCAAGUAAACACGCAUCCCUUGUUCGCCGAAUCGGAUGCUCGAUAUCAUUCAAUUGCUUUGGCCAAGAUGCGAAAGUUGUUUUUUUUGGUGAUGCUAACCACUGUGGCUUCGGCCACUGCCUGGACCACGAUCACCUUCUUCGGAGACAGCGUCAAGAUGGUGGUGGAUCACGAGACAAACUCCAGUGUUCCUGUGGAGAUACCUCGACUGCCAAUUAAGUCGUUUUACCCAUGGAAUGCCGGCCAUGGCAUAUUCUACAUGAUCAGCUUUGCCUUUCAAAUCUACUACAUCCUCUUCUCAAUGAUCCACUCCAAUCUGUGCGAUGUUAUGUUUUGCUCCUGGUUGAUAUUCGCCUGCGAACAGCUGCAGCAUCUCAAAGGCAUCAUGAAGCCACUGAUGGAGCUAUCCGCCUCCUUGGAUACCUACAGACCCAACUCAGCGGCGCUUUUUAGGUCACUUUCGGCCAACUCUAAGUCGGAACUUAUACACAAUGAAGAAAAGGAUCCUGGUGCUGAUAUGGACAUGUCGGGAGUGUACAGCUCAAAAGCGGAUUGGGGCGCCCAGUUUCGAGCACCCUCGACGCUGCAGUCCUUCGGCGGGAACGGGGGCAUAGUGAACGGAGCUAAUCCCAACGGGCUGACCAAAAAACAGGAGAUGAUGGUGCGCAGCGCCAUCAAGUACUGGGUGGAGCGGCACAAGCACGUCGUGCGCCUGGUUGCUGCCAUUGGCGAUACCUACGGAGCUGCUCUACUGCUGCACAUGUUGACCUCAACAAUCAAGCUGACCCUGUUAGCCUACCAAGCUACCAAAAUCACUGGAGUGAAUGUCUACGCCUUCACGGUUAUUGGAUACCUGGGCUAUGCCCUGGCUCAGGUGUUUCACUUUUGUAUUUUCGGCAAUCGUCUGAUUGAAGAGAGCUCAUCUGUCAUGGAGGCUGCUUACUCCUGCCAUUGGUACGAUGGCUCCGAGGAGGCCAAAACCUUUGUCCAGAUCGUUUGCCAGCAAUGCCAGAAGGCCAUGAGCAUAUCGGGUGCAAAGUUUUUCACCGUCUCCCUGGAUUUGUUUGCCUCGGUUCUCGGUGCAGUUGUCACCUACUUCAUGGUGCUGGUGCAGCUCAAGUAAGCUGUCGCCAGAGUUGAAAAAUUGUGUGUGCCAGGAGGAAAGCGAUUGCCAAGGACCCAGAGUGCUAAACCGACCCAUCCAACCCCGUUAUAGUGCCCAUUACCUCCCCACCACACUUCUCUGCAAUCAGCAAUAUUAUAGAGCAAUUAUAACGCAAAUUAUAUAUUUUAUACCGACGCUGAGGAACCUGUGGGACAUCAUGGAAACAUACUGGGGCAAAUAGAAGCCAGCAAAUAUUUAUCGAUUUUGUACACGUGUAGAGCUUUCAAUGUAAACUCAAAAUGCUAACAAAAUAAAUGUGU